Fonsecaea nubica is the source of this 942-nucleotide messenger RNA. RefSeq lists its product as hypothetical. The coding region runs from base 1 to 942 and encodes 313 amino acids. Lineage: Eukaryota; Fungi; Ascomycota; Eurotiomycetes; Chaetothyriales; Herpotrichiellaceae. Gene Ontology annotation, molecular function: D-glutamate cyclase activity. Gene Ontology annotation, biological process: glutamate metabolic process. The transcript has a single exon. The record is from RefSeq and is a predicted model, not a curated record.
AUGGCUCCCAUUGCACUUGACCAGGCUGUCGACCAGCCAAACCUACGCAAAGCAGUCAAGGCCGAGCCGAGUCCCAGAGAGACAGGAGAAAGCAUUCGUCUCGCUGCGAGAACCGGUGCGUACGACAAGCAGACAUCCGGCGCCGCGCCCACUUACGUCCAGGCAAACCUGAUCGCGUUGCCGUCGCGGUUUGCAGAGGAUUUCAGGUUGUUAUGCAAAAGGAACCCUGUUCCGUGUCCUCUGCUGGCCGAGUCCAAGGAAGUGGGACGAUGGGAUGAGCUGAAAUCAUGGGUGCCUGGAGUAACCGGCAAAGAGAUCGCAGGAGAUGUCGACCUUCGCCACGACUUUCCCAAGUACAUGGUCUACGAGGACGGCAAGCUGGCACAGUCUCACUGUCGCGACGUCGGCUCGACCUGGAGUGAAGACCACGUCGGCUUCUUGAUCGGCUGUUCAUUCAGUUUCGAGGCCGCACUUGCCGCCGAAGGGUUGAUUCCGUCCCACAUGGCACACGGGAGGAACGUACCCAUGUAUCGGACGACCCUUCCUCUGUGCCCGGCCGGAGUCUUCAGCCAGUCCACAUAUGUGGUGUCGAUGAGACCGUACCGCCGAAGAGAUAUCGAGAAAGUCAGAGACAUUACGCGCACAUAUGUCGCAACGCACGGCGAGCCAAUCGCUUGGGGUUGGGAUGCCGCGACCCGCCUCGGGAUCAAGGACAUCAGCAAGCCGGACUUUGGAGACAGCCCUAUCCUGCCUGAUGGCUCAGUACUCGUUCAGGGUGUUGGCGACGAAGCGGAAGAAUUUGUUCCUGUCUUCUGGGGCUGUGGUGUCACGCCACAAGAAGCGGUACGGCAAGCUGCUCUGGAUGGUCCCGUUAUUGGACACGCUCCAGGACACAUGAUUGUGCUGGACAUAAGGGACUGGGAUAUUGUCCCAAGUACAUAA